Chironomus riparius is the source of this 1077-nucleotide messenger RNA. Lineage: Eukaryota; Metazoa; Arthropoda; Insecta; Diptera; Chironomidae. The record is from the annotation of a GenBank genome assembly.
AUGGAGAAAAUUCAAACAGUUCUUGGGGAUAUAAAGCCUCAAGAUCUCGGAAUAACAUUAACGCAUGAACAUUUUUCGUUGAAUUUCGAUAAAUUCUUUUGUGCACCUCCUGAAUCUUUAGCUAAAUACUUCAAUGACGGUGUUAAUGAAAAACUUCAUUUAAAAAAUGCUGGAUUUAUAAGACAAUAUCCUUAUGGAAGUAAAUAUAAUAUAAAUUAUGAGGAUGAAGAUACACACAAAGCAGUCAUGAAUGAUGUGAAAAUAUUUAAGGAAUUUGGAGGUAGCAGCAUUGUUGAGAACACAACUUGUGGAAUAAACCAAAACUUGAAGCUUAUGUAUGAAAUAUCUAAAGAAACUGGAGUCAAUGUUAUAGCUGGAACUGGAUAUUAUUUAGGAAUGACUCAAAAGUCUGAUGUUUUGGACAUAUCUGUUGAGAAGAUGGUUGAUUCUUAUACUCAAGAGAUUGUUGAAGGAAUUGAUGUCAAAAUAAGUCCUUCUGAAACUGUAAAAGUAAAGUGUGGGAUGAUUGGAGAAAUUGGAAGUGCUUAUCCAAUAUCUGAAUUUGAAAAACGUGCGAUAAUUGCAGCUGGAGAAACUCAAAGUGCCUUAAAAUGUGGUGUUACUUUUCAUCCAGGCAGAGAUUCUCCAAAUUCACCGUUUGAGGUCAUGAGAAUCUAUCUUGAAGCUGGUGGAAAUGCCUCUAAAUGUAUUAUGUCACAUUUAGAUCGAACAAUAUUGGAUGAUGAUAAAUUGCUAGAAUUCUCUGACCUAGGUGGUUACUGUCAGUAUGACUUCUUUGGUCUUGAAUGCUCUCAUUUCCAAAUGAAUCAUAAAAUUGACAUGCCAUCUGAUGCUCAAAGAAUUGGAAAAUUGAAUUUGUUAAAAGAACAUGGAAAAUUAAAUCGGAUACUAAUGAGUCACGAUAUUCAUACGAAGCAUAGACUGGUUGAGUUUGGAGGUCAUGGCUUCUCUCACAUCAUAAAUAAUAUUGUGCCAAAAAUGAAGACCAGAGGUUUUACACAGGACGAGAUUGAUACUAUUUUAAUCAAAAAUCCAGCAGAUUGGUUGAAAUUCUAA